CACUGAACAAGCAUUUCGAGCGAUUCGAUUGGAAAAACGGGAAAAAUGGACCGUCGGAAAAAUUAGAAAAAACUAAUCGCGAUGAGUGCGGACUCGAUUGUAGUGAAAAUACCGAGUUAACUGUGCGAAUACGCAACGUGUCGUUCAGAAAGCAGAUUAAAAGAAAACGCCAAAUAUCCUGGCCCACGCAGGAUAGCUGUGAGAAGCAAACGAAGCGAGGAUUAGAAGGAGGGGGAGAAGUGGCAGCAGGACAAGAAGAAGAAGCAGAAGGCGGAGCCGCAUCUGCCGCAGUCAAAACACAAGAGGAAAUAUCCAACAAAACCGAGACAAAAAGUGCAUUCAGCGGAGGGAAAUGUGAAAUGUGAACGAUGUUGCAACGUCGCGCUACUUGCAUUGCCAAGUAAAAGCAAAGCAAAAGCAAAACAAAGCAAAGCAAACGCAGGAGCAAAACCAAAGUCAGAACAAACAAAAUACACAAAGUGAGUGAGAGAGAAAGAGAGAAGGGAGAGGGAGUGUUUGGCGUAUCUGUGUUUCGAACAGUGCGUUCUCGUGUGUGUGUGUGUGUGUGUGUCCAACAAAUAAUCGUUUAAUUUCCUUCGAUUUAGCAAUAACAAAAAUCAAAGAGAGCGACUGAUUUUCCAAACCAAGGGGAUGUCCUCUCCGCCAGCAACCCCCCGCCCCCUAAGGUCAUAGGUCACAAGCCAGGAGUCAACCGAACCGAGCGAGCGGCUUACUAUAAGUGAAAGGCAGGCGGCAAAAGUUAACGAACUUGCCACUGGGGAGCAGACAGUCGGCAAACGGAUUACGCACAUCCUGGAGAGCACUCUUGCUCCAACCACAAUGUCUAAGCACACGGACAACGAUAAUCUGCGCAAUGACAUCUACGAAAAUCUGCCCUGUCAGGCGAUGUACAACGAUUCGGUGCGCAAGAUGCAGCAGCAGCAGCAGCAGCAGAAUGCAGUGAGUAACAACCAAAAUGCCAACUCCAUUGGCAACUGCAACUCCACGCCGGCGAUAACCAAGCCAGCCCAAAGCAAUAUGCCCAAGGAGAUGUUGUAUGCCACACCUCUGCGCAAAUCGGAUCGCUAUAAGAGCGGCGAAAGGAGUCGUCAUGUGGUUACCACAGGAAAUCCCGAAACGAAGCUGUCAAACUUCAGGGACUCCAAUCGCCUCGCCAGUGCUCGCAAUGGCAACCCCGUUCAGGUCACCGAUCUAGAUGCGGACGAGGAGGAGGCCAAGGGCGAGGGUGUCGGUGUGGACAUCUGUGCCUCGACCAGCGCCUCCAAGUACAGCAAUCAGCCCACGGGUGGUGGUGGUGGUGGUGGUGUUGGUGGCACACCCAACCAGCACCUGGAGGAUCGGCGCAUCCUCAACUUCCUCAAGGACACCACACAGCUGCAGAAGAAGCUGGAGAUCAGCGGGCGCGAUUGUCCAAAUGCCAGUUUCUCCAACUUGGCGCGCGAGGAGCACUUUGCCAAUCUGGUGCAGCAGAAUUUCCCCCAGGAAAUGGGCUCUCAUCCAUUGAAUGGUGAGGCCAAUGGCGGAUCAGCGCCAGAGGAGGAUGGUCAGGAGGCGGCCGGAGGUGGAGCCAAGCCGCAGAAUGCCGAGGACACAGAUGGCAACCUGGAGGCUCUGAUGCAACGCAAGGUGUCGCCGGACAAGGAGGUCAAUGGUUUGGUGCACAGUGGCGGAGUGGAACCAAAUAAUCGCAUUGUGAGCACCGUUUACAUUCAUCGCGAGUGGGUGCUGAAGAAGAUUGCCCUGUGUCUGGAGCAGCGAACGGCGGGCAAGAAGCCAGUGCCAGUAGCCUUGGGAGCAGCCUCCUCCAGCUAUGUAUCCGCCAGAGCAAAGGCGGCAGCCGUGUCCAGCUCCAGCUACAAUGGCUGCCUGGUCUUAGGGUCAAAUGGCUCCGGCAAGACCUCCAUUUGCCAGGCCAUCAUGAAGGGCAACUCCGGCACCAAGGGCAUACUCAACCGAAAGCUGCUGGCCUGCUACCUCAUCGAGUCCCAGAAUCCCGAGUGCCAUAGUCUAUCGCUGUUCAUGCGUAAGAUUGUGCUGCAGCUGCUCAGCCAUGCCUCGUUGAUCAGCCGGGACGAGAGCCAGCGCAUCAUCGACGAGGGUUUCUCCUUUCUGCGCGAAGAGGCCCAGCAGCAGGAGUUCAAGCUGGACGAGGCCAUGAACAACAUAAGUCUGAGUGAGAAUGCCGAGGAGCUGCUGAUUGAGGAGCUGAAGAGGGGGGCCAGUGAAUGCGACACUAAGGAGCUGGACAACUUCCAGUCGCAGCGUACUUCCACGGUUAACAAGGCGGCGUCGGCCAGGACGAGUCUCACACGUCAGCAAUCGGAGCCGGCUCCUUUGCAAAGUGUCCUGGCAGUGGAUGCGGAUGAGAAGACCACCUGUAACUAUGGCACACAUCCACCGAAGAGAGCCUCCCGAGAACGAGCAGUUGAUCCCGAGCAGGACAAGGACAUGGGCAGCGAGAAGGAGCAGAAGCUAGCGCAGGAACCAAGGGAGCCUGUCAAGGCAAGUCCCGCCAAAACCAAGUCAAAGAUACCCGUCAAGCGGGGACGUUCUGGCAGCGGUGUGCUCUCGCCCUCGAAACUAGCCACCGUCAGCAAUGGUGGUCAGUCCAUCCAACAAGGUGGUGGCGAGGACAUAGCCGAUCUAAAUACAGACCAGGAAAAGCACGAAAUCGAAGCGGCCAUCAAGGAUGAUAGGGUUGAAGAGCCACCGAGCAACAACGAAGACAAAGAGGAGGAUAAGCCCGAGGUGGACAAGGAUCUAAAUGAGAUCCUCAAAGAGGAAUUGGAUAAAUCGAUAAACGAGGAAGGCAAGGAGGUGGAGUCCAAAGUGGAGAGUGCAACCAAUAGCAGCGCUGAACCCUUGAUUGACUUCGCAGAGAACAAAGCCAAUGGCAAACUGGAGGAAGUGCAGCAGGCACCGCCGCCACUGCCAGGUGACAAGCCCAGAAUGAGCACCAACACUUUGCCACCACCGCUGCCCAAGACCAAAAGUUGUCGCACCAUCAUAGCCGAUGGAUACUAUGAGCUACUGCUCUCCAAUCCGGAGAUCCUCGAGUGCCUCAGCGUGGACAGCAUCGAAAAGAAUCCCGAUGAGUGCUUCAAAAAGGCCUUUCUGUUUCCCCUCCUGGAACUCACUCCUCCAAAGACGGCUCUACUCCUGCUGAUCGACUCCAUCGAUGAGAAUUACAUAAACGAGGGCAACCUGAUCUCCACUUUGAAGGGCGGCAGGGGCACGGCCACCAACCACGAAAGUCGUAAUGUGGCCGAGCUCCUCUCCAAUCACAUCCACCUGUUUCCCAAGUGGCUGUUUCUGGUGUGCACCACCAAGAAGCAGACGAAGCAGAUCACCAAGAUGUUUACCGGCUUCAAGAAGAUCACCCUGGACGAUCUGCGCAAGUCGCAUGUUGUGAAGGAUGUGCAGGAGUACAUCAUCAAUCGGCUGAACUCGGAUUUCAAGGACAGUAUAAUGCUAACCAAGGAGAUAAUCGAAUCGCUGCAUCAGCUGUACAUCAAGUCGAAUGGCUGCAUUCUGUAUUUGGAGAAGGUGCUGCAUGGCAUUAAGGACAACUUUUUCAGUUUCCGGGAGAUCAAGCUGAUUCCCUGCACUCUAAAUGGCCUUUACUUGUACAUCUGCCAGAAGUCCUUUAAUAAGAAACAGUACAUGAAGAUCAGACCUCUGUUGAACGUUCUGCUGGCCUCCUCGGGCUAUGUGGACAAGCUCUUCCUUUUCAAUUGCCUGCGCACACACAACUACACAAUCGACUGUCAGGAGUUUGAGAAGCGUUUGCAGCUGAUGCGCAACAUCCUGGCCUACGACUCCAAUGCCCAGCGUCUGAAGAUCUUCCACAACUCCUUUGCCGAUUGGCUGGUGGACGUCAAGUUCGCCACCAAGAAGUUCAUCUGCGAUGUGAACGAGGGUCAUGUCAUGAUAUCCAUGUAUUACCUGCUCGUAGCGGACACUCUCUGUGCGAAUACGGUUCGCAGGUUUGCCUACCAUCUCAUAAGAUCGGGAGAGUAUCUGACCAGUCGGCAUGUGGACCUGGAUCUCAUCCUGAUGCUCUUGGAAUCGCGACUCAAUCUGAGCGACUGUUUCUACACAAACCAAAUGAACUGCUGUGCCCAGUGUGAGCAUGAUUUCAAGUACGAUGUCAACUUUCUGCCCAAGACGCGGGCAAUGUUGGAGCGUUUCUUGUCCAGCGAGCUGAGCGAACCUUUCGCCCAGUUCCUGUGCGAUUUCUUCAAGCCCAGCCUGCCCACGGAUGCCAAGAUGCUGAAGCUGCUCAUUGAAACGGGCAUUAAUAACGCCGAGUCGCAGAACUCCUGUGAAUCCUCGCUCAUGUCGCCGGAGCUCUCUGAGAAAUCGCAAAACAUAGACUUUGAGCUGGCUGACCUGCUUUUGUCGAGUGAGAAGAGCUGCCUGAUGGAGACCCAGCGGGCUGGAAGUCCCUCGGAGCACAGUGAGCCACCGGCGGAGAGCCAGGAUGAGAAUGCCUCGAGCACGCUGCACCAGCUGUCCGAUUCGCACCACAUUGAACUGCACAAGGGAAAGGCUCUGAUCCACAUCCUGGCCAACGAUGGCAACCAUCAGCUGCUGGAGAGGGCGCUCAAUGCCUGCAAGAGUCCCAUUGAUCUGGAGAUCGAGGACUACAACGGCCAGACUGCCUUGAAUAUAGCUGCGCGGAAUGGACAUCUAGAGGUGGUCAAGCUGCUCCUGAGCUUCUCCCAGCCCUGCAACGAUGGCACUGGUCGGAUGAAGCGGGUGGAUGUCAACCAUGCCGAUCGCGAUGGCUGGACACCCCUGAGAUCCGCCUCCUGGGGCGGACACAGCGAGGUGGUGCGCCUGCUGAUCGCCCAGCCGGCCUGCAAGAUCGAUCUGGCCGACAAGGAGGGGCGCACUGCUCUGAGGGCCGCCGCCUGGAGCGGACACGAGGACAUCCUGAAGCUGCUGAUUGAGUCGGGCGCGGAUGUCAACUCGGUGGAUCGCCAGGGACGCACUUCCCUGAUAGCCGCCUCCUACAUGGGCCACUAUGACAUCGUAGAGAUUCUCCUGGAGAAUGGUGCCAAUGUCAACCAUCUGGAUCUGGAUGGACGCAGUGCCCUGUGCGUGGCCGCCCUGUGUGGAUCAUCUGGUUACAGUAAGGUCAUAUCCACUCUCUUGGACCAUGGAGCUAAUACGGAUCAGUUGGACAACGAUGGCAUGUCGCCUCUGCUGGUCAGCUCCUUCGAGGGCAACGCCGAGGUGUGCGAACUGCUGCUGGAGAACGCCGCCGAUCCGGAUCUGGCCGAUUUCAUGGGUCGCACUCCAUUGUGGGCAGCCUGUACGGCCGGACAUGCUACGGUAGUCAAACUACUGCUCUUCUGGGGCUGCGGCAUCGAUUGCAUGGACUCCGAGGGACGCACAGUGCUGAGUAUUGGCGCCGCCCAGGGAAAUGUGGAGACGGUGAGGCAGCUGCUCGAUCGCGGAUUGGAUGAAACGCAUCGGGAUAAUGCCGGAUGGACGCCACUGCACUAUGCCGCCUUCGAGGGAUUCCACGAGGUGUGCCUGCAACUGCUGGAAUCGGGGGCCAAGAUCGAUGAGUGCGACAACGAGGGCAAGACGGCCUUGCAUCUGGCCGCUCAGGAGGGACGGCUGCAGUGCGUCCAGGCCCUGCUGGAUAUCCACUCCAGUUUCGUGGACCAAAAGGCCCACGAUGGCAAGACUGCCUUUCGGCUUUCUUGCCUGGAGGGCCACAUGGACACCGUGGAGUUCCUGCUGAAGUUCUGCUGCGAUGUGAACUCUAAGGAUGCGGACUCGCGCACCACCCUGUACAUUUUGGCGCUGGAGAACAAGCUGGAGAUUGUCAAGUACCUGCUGGACAUGACCAAUGUGGAUGUGAACAUUCCGGACAGCGAGGGCCGGACGGCUCUGCAUGUGGCCGCCUGGCAGGGACAUGCGGACAUGGUCAAGACCCUGAUCGAGGCGGGGGCGGAUGUGAACUCCAUGGACCUGGAGGCGCGAACGCCACUGCACUCUUGUGCCUGGCAGGGCAACCACGAUGUGAUGAACAUCCUGCUCUACUACGGAGCUCUGGCGGAUCAUGCCUGCAAACAGGGAGCCACUGCGCUGGGCAUCUCGGCCCAGGAAGGGCACGAGAAGUGUGUGAUCGCCCUACUGCAGUUCGGAGCCAAUCCCUACAAGUCGGACCACUGCGGACGAACGCCCAUCAAGCUGGCGGCCAAGUCGAGUCGCACCAGCAUCCUCAAGAUCUUUGAGAGCUACACCAAAAAUGAAGCUAGCAAUCCCAACGAACCCAAGUUCCAUGCCCAUGCCAGCAUGCUGAGAUCUCCGGACCAGCCGCCGGCACUGCCGCUCCACCAGAAUCUGGCUCCCUAUCCGGCGCACGCCUCCGCCACGUCGGUCUGCUCGGCGGCCACCACGGCCACGGUGCACAAUGGCAGCCACCUGCACGUGCUCAAUGCCUCCAGCUCCACGCACAGCUCGAACAACUUCUAUCAGAACACCAUGCAGUCGGAUACGAGCAGUUUGCAUAAGCGCAAGAGCGUCAUCUCUAGUCAGUCCACAGGCAGCAGCAAUGAUCAAGCGCCGCUUACCUUCACCCAGCAAUUGCAGCGACAAAGCAAACUCAGCUCACGCAACAAUCUGAUGGUAAACUCGAAGCACGCCUCCAGUUCAGGAGCAGCUGGGCACAAGUCCAGUGGCGGAGGCGGCGGAGGUGCCCAGCGGCACUCGCAGGUUCUGCCCGAUCUCAGCGAGCAUCAGCUUGCAACCAAUAUGACCAACGAGGCGGACAUGUACGACAUGGAGUGCAUGUCGCCACUGUAUGCCACGCCCCCACAUUCUCCCAGCAGCGAGUUGAGCUCACCCGGCCAACUACCAGGUCUGAAUGCCUUCGUGGACGAUGAGAGAGCCGGAACAAGCAGUGGCGGAGGGGCCAAGCUGCCGGAUAAUCACUUCGCCCGCGACACGCACAUGCGUAUUAUUCUGGGCAACCUCAAGGAAAACCAGCCCAGCUCCUCGAGCAAAAGCAAGCGCAGUGGGGUAUCCAGUAACCCGGCGAUGCGGCUCAUCCGCAGUCGCUUCGAUGCCGCCUCCCAGUUGAUCCGACGCACCAAUAACAUACUCUCCUCCAGCAGCAACCAGGGCUCCUCCAGCAUUGGCGUCAAGUCCGGCACGUUCCAGUGGCGCAAGGAGAGUCAAAUGUAAACGCAAGCACGGGAAAAAUAGCCGGAUUACAAAUUAAACUCACUCCUUUUACACACCAACCAACACCCACUUGCAUACUCAACCCUUACACCCAUAAUUUAUUUGAGUUUUGUAUACCAUUGUACUUUUUGAUAAAGUAUUUGUUUUUUGUGAUAGUUUCAAUUUUAGUAAACUUUUUUAAUAUGUAUUCUGAUUUAACUAAAUAUAUUUAGGCAUAUUACUACCCAUACAAAGUAGUUUAAGGCACGAGCCAAGUAUUAAGCUAAAACCCCAUAUAUAGAGUACUUCAUUACCAUUUUGGCAUGCGAAUUGUAGGCAGAAUUCUUCUUCAAAGUAGCGAAAAAACUAACGAAAUUUAAAUAGAUCACAACACGAAUGUAUACUUAAGAGGGCUCAGAUCACAACACUGUUCUCAGAAUUAAUUUAAAAGUAUUUAUUAAAUCACCUUGCAUAAGACAGAGCGCAAUGGCUUAUAAUUUAACGAUAAUAUAAUUUGAGCUGAAACCGAGCUUCCCAAAAAAUAAAGGGGAUAAAGUUCUGAAAGCCAUACUACUCCAAUGCGCAUUUAUAGGCGGACGGCUAUAGAAAUGUAAUUUAUUUAUACUUGCUACUUUAAUACUUAAUUACGCUGUUUGUCAAUUUUUUCAAAUGCAGUACCCCAAAGUACCAAAAACCCAUUAUCCAUUAUCCUUUCCCAUAAAGUGCUUUUAAUGGCACGCAAGAGAUCCAAGAGAAAUGAUUGAUAUAUGUGUAUUAUAUUGCUCGCACCUAAAACUCAAAACGGUCCGUUCCUGUACCUUAACACUUGUCACUAAUUUUAUGUAACCCUUAAGCCGGACUAAAAAACCAAUAAAAUAUUUUCUGAAACUCUACUCCCCACUGCAAAGCAGCAAAUCACAAUCACGCAGCAAACAACGCACUGGGCUAAAACCAAGGAAAACAAAACAAAAAUAAACGAAGAAAAGUCGAACAGCGAAAUAUGUUAAUGAACAGAACAGAACCUAAAUAAUUGUUAAACAAAACCUAUAAAAUACCGCAGAAUACAAUUGUUUAGAGAUACAUAAAUAUAUAUAUUUCAAAAGCAUAUUUACAAGUUACCAAUCAGAGUUAUUCAAAGUAUCAUAAUUAUAACCAGAUAACAGAUAACCGAACAGACUAAAAUACAAUCCGCAGAGAUACACACAUUACACACAAAAUGCAUGAGGGGUCGAAACCAAAGAUAAACAUUUACAUUUGGAAGUAAUAUACACAUGAUACCUAUACCUAACAUAUAACUAUAUAUAUGAGAAUAUGUACUUAUACAUUGUAGUGUUGUAGUUUUGAAAACGGUUGCGAUGAAUUAUUGACAAAAAUUGAUACAGGAACAUUUACAGAAAAUUCUGAGUGUGUUUUUGGAAGUUAAAAAACAAAAAAAAAACACUUUUUGAGCGAAGCGACGAUUAACGAAGCAUAUACAUACAUAUAUAACUCUGAAUCUGAAUAAACUGUAUAUUCAUACAAAUAA
Drosophila gunungcola (fruit fly) is the source of this 8731-nucleotide messenger RNA. Its product is annotated as ankyrin repeat domain-containing protein 50. The transcript is spliced from 6 exons. The record is from RefSeq and is a predicted model, not a curated record. Lineage: Eukaryota; Metazoa; Arthropoda; Insecta; Diptera; Drosophilidae. Gene Ontology annotation, molecular function: protein binding. Bases 841 to 7227 code for a protein of 2128 amino acids.